This is a messenger RNA of Arabidopsis arenosa, 1254 nucleotides long. The record is from the annotation of a GenBank genome assembly. Lineage: Eukaryota; Viridiplantae; Streptophyta; Magnoliopsida; Brassicales; Brassicaceae.
CCAAACCCUAAACCGUUAAACCCUUUUCAAUUUCGCUCAAACGGAAGCAAACCAAUGGAAGAAGCGUCGUCGGAGAUGGAAGUGGAGGUGCAAAAUCGCCAGCUUUCGGAUUCUUCUUCAGCGCAAAACGUGAAGAAUUUUGGGCUCAAGAACUCUAUUCAGACCAACUUCGGCUCUGACUACGUCUUCCAGAUUGUCCCAAAAAUCGAUUGGACAGCAAUUGCGGUUUCGUUAUCCACCAACACCGUCAAGCUUUACUCUCCGGUGACUGGUCAAUACUACGGCGAAUGUAAAGGCCACUCCGAUACCGUCAAUCAGAUUGCGUUUUCCUCCGACUCAGCGGCUUCUCCUCACGUUCUGCACUCUUGUUCCUCCGAUGGUACCAUUAGAUCUUGGGACACGCGAAGUUUCCAACAGGUUUCAUGUAUUGUUGCUGGGGAUGAUCAGGAGAUUUUCAGCUUCUCCUAUGGAGGUGCUGCAGAUCAUCUUUUGGCUGGUGGAUGCAAAGAGCAGGUUCUUCUUUGGGACUGGAGAAACUCAAAGCAAGUUGCUUGUUUAGAGGAAUCCCACAUGGACGACGUCACUCAGGUACACUUUGUUCCUAACAACCCCAACAAGCUUCUUUCAGCUUCCGUGGAUGGAUUGAUAUGUCUAUUUAACACUGAAGGUGAUAUCAAUGACGAUGACCAUCUGGAAUCUGUGAUCAAUGUGGGAACUUCAAUUGGCAAAAUAGGUUUCCUCGGAGAUUGCUAUAAAAAGCUCUGGUGUCUCACUCAUAUAGAAACUCUAAGCAUUUGGAACUGGCAAGAUGGAAGCUGUGAAGUCAACCUAGAGAAAGCUCGGGAACUCGCAUCUGAUAGCUGGGCUCAGGAUAAUGUUGAUUAUUUUGUUGAUUGCCAUUGUCCAGGAGGUGAAGAUUUAUGGGUGAUUGGUGGAACCUGCGCAGGAACCAUUGGUUAUUUUCCAGUGAACUAUAAACAGCCUGGAUCAAUCGGUACCGCUGAAGCUAUCCUUGGUGGAGGUCACAUAGAUGUAGUAAGGAGUGUUCUGCAGAUGCCAUGCGAGUAUGGAGGAGCUGCAGGGUUAUUUGGAUGGACUGGCGGUGAAGAUGGGCGGCUAUGUUGCUGGAAGUCCGAUGAGAAUUCUACAGAGAAUAAUCGGUCUUGGACUUCAAGUGAGUUGGUUGUUAAGCCGCCAAGGAACCGCAAGAAAAACAGACACUCUCCUUACUAAUAAUAAACGAAUAGUACUGUU